AUGGGGGGUCAUACUGCAGUGGUGUGUUCGGUUCUGCUGGCCCUAUGCGGUGUGCUACUGCUCAGAGGAGGGGAGAGCGCAGGAGGCAUAGUCUCUAUAGGCCAGGCUGUGGAGAAGAGAUGGAUGGACGGAGGAAUGGAGGCCCUACAUGGAGAGGAGUCCCAGGAUGAGCCGGCUAAAGAAGAGGAGCUCACAGAAACACAAAGGCAGACUGGCAAGGCAAAGAGAGCCACAGAGGAAGAAGCCGUACCAGGUAAGAACAAAGCCAACGUACCUAUUAUAAUACAUGUUACUAAGUGUAGAGAUAGGACCCACUGGUAGGUCCCAAUUGAGUUGUGGCUAGAAACAUGGAUGGUUUUAUCUACUUGGUGGGUCUCAAGAAAAAAACUGUUUUGGAAACAAUUACACCAGUGUUCUUAUAUCUUAGUCCUGGAGACUCACAGGGUGUGCAGGCCUUUGUUCCAGCCCAGCAAUAACAUACCUUAUCAACUAAUGAUCAAACCAUUAAUAGUAAAAUCAUCUACAUCGUCUGGUUGUUGGGCUGGAACAGAUGCCUCCUUCCAGGAGCAGGACUGGAGAACAUGAUGUUACAUCGUCAGACAGGGGACAGGGCACAUAGGACAGGGGAUAAGGCACAGGAGACAGGGCAGGUGGAGGAGGAAGAUGAAUGGAGAGCGUUGGUUUGGAAAGAAGCCGUCGGUUUCCUGAAUUACCCAGGCACUGUUCAGUCACUAUGACCUGUCCAACAGUACACACACACACACAUACACCACACACACCACUCUCACCUGUUUGUCUCCAGCUCACAAAAUCAAAUCACAUUUUAUUUGUCACAUGCGCCGAAUACAACAAGUGUACACUUAACCAUGAAAUGCUUACUUACGAGCCCAUUCCCAACAAUGCAGUUAAAAAGUAAGACAAUUAGCAAAUAGAUAAAAAGAAAAUAGUAACACAAUAAAAUAACAAUAACAAGGCUAUAUACAAGGAGUACCGGUACCGAGUCAGUGUACUGGGGUACGAGGUAGUUGGGAUGAUUUAUUGAGGUAAUAUGUACAUGUAGGUUUGGUUAGGUGAUUGAUUGAUUGAAGUAUUAUGUACAUGUAGGUAGGGGUGAAAAGCAGAAAGUCCGGGUAGCCCUUUGAUUAACUGUUCAGCUUUGGGGUAGAAGCUUUUCGGUCCCAGACAUGGCGCUCUGGUACCACUUGCCGUGCAGUAACAGAGAGAACAGACUGUACUUGGGUGGUUGGAGUCUUUGACUAUUUGUAGGGCCUUCCUCUGACACCGCCUGGUAUAGAGGUCCUGGAUGACAGGGAGCUCGACCCCAGUGAUGUACUGGGCCGUACGCACUACCCUCUGUAACGCCAAUACCAAGCAGUGAUGCAGCCAGUCAAGAUGCUCUCAAUACAUUUUAGUCAUUUAGCAGACGCUCUUAUCCAGAGCGACUUACAGGAGCAAUUAGGGUUAAGUGCCUUGCUCAAGGGCACAUCAACAUAAUUUUCACCUAGUCGGCUCGGGGAUUAGAACCAGCGACCUUUCGGUUACUGGCACAACGCUCUUAACCACUAAGCUACCUGCCGCCCGGUGCAGCUGUAUAUCUUUUAGAGGAUCUGAGGGCUCAUGACAAAUCUUUGCCGUGCCCUCUUCACGACUGCUGGUGUGUUUGGACCAUGAUAGGACCUUAGUGAUGUGGACACCGAAGAACUUGAAGCUCUUGACCAUCUCCACUACAGCCCUGUCGAUGUGAAUGGGGGCGUGUUCGGCCCUUCGUUUCCUGUAGUCCACGAUCAGCUUCUUCGUCUUAAUGAAGUUGAGGGAGAGGUUGUUAUCCUGGCACCACACUGCCAGGUCUCUGACCUCCUCCCUAUAGGCUGUCUCAUCGUCAUCGGUGAUCAGGCCUACCACCGUCGUGUCGUCGGCAAACUUAAUGAUGGUGUUGGAGUCGUGCUUGGUGACGCAGUCGUGGGUGAACAGGGAGUACAGGAGGGGGCUAAGCACGCAUCUCUGAGGGGCCGCUGUGUUGAGGGUCAGCGUGGCGGAGUUGUUUUUGCCUAUUUUCACCACGUCCAUCUGAAAGUCCAGGAUCCAAUUGCAGAGGGAGGUGUUUAAUCCCAGGUUCCUUAGCUUAGUGAUGAUCUUGGAGGGCACUAUGGUGUUGAACGCUGAGCUGUAGUCAAUGAACACCAUUCUCACGUAGGUGUUCCUUUUGUCUUUCGUCAUACCCAUCUGGACCAUUUCUCUUGGCCUAGACCAGAGCAGAGUAGAGCAGAGCAAAGUAUACCUGGGACUGAGACUGGGACUGGGACUGAGACUGGGGAAGAUUCAGUCUGCUGCUGCAGUAACAGACCUGGCUGAGACUGGGACUAGGACUGAGACUGAGACUGGGACUGGGACUGGGACUGGGACUGGGACUGAGACUGGGGAAGAUUCAGUCUGCUGCUGCAGUAACAGACCUGGCUGAGACUGGGACUAGGACUGAGACUAGGACUGAGACUGGGACUGGGACUGGGACUGGGACUGGGACUGAGACUGGGGAAGAUUCAGUCUGCUGCUGCAGUAACAGACCUGGCUGAGACUGGGACUAGGACUGAGACUGGGACUGGGACUGGGACUGGGACUGGGACUGAGACUGGGGAAGAUUCAGUCUGCUGCUGCAGUAACAGACCUGGCUGGGCUCUGAGCUGAGCAUCUUGCAGACAGAUUUGUAUAUUCAACUUUAAUUUUCCACUGACUGUGCUGUAAUCAUGGGUGAACAGUGACCACAGAACCCCGCUCUACAGUGGAAGGAAUCACGCUCUGAGACAGAGAUGAUGAUGAAGUGCUAAUUAUAAAGUACAUUUGUUUCCGAGUUUCACAGCUUAAAAUCGAGUAAACUUCAGCACACACACCUGUUAGUUGAAUCAGUCCCAUUUCCAAAUUGGGUUGCACUAAAACCUUGUAUUUCCAUGGUCAUUUAGUUAGUAGGUACUGUGUAACUACACUGAACAAAAAUAUAAACACAACAAGCAACAAUUUCUAAGAUUUUACUGAGUUACAGUUCAUAUAAGGAAAUCAGUCAGUUGAAAUAAAUUCCUUAGGCCCUAAUCUAAGGAUUUCACAUGACUGGGAAUACACAGGGCUAGCCCGCUCAUUAGGCAGAUUUAGGCGGCUGCCUAUGGUGGCAGAUUGACGAGGGCUGCAUUUUCUGAGCUAAACUGACCAAGAUGCACCUCCAACAACACAUGAAACCUCACAUAAUUCUGCCCAAAAACAAUGUGAAUUUCUCUCAAACAGUGGCAUUUGGGCUUUUUAGGUGAUCGCUGAUGCCGCCCUGUGAUAAGCAGUUCCCACUUUGUGAAAGGCAGGGGCGCAAAAUGUUUUGAUUGUCUAUUCUCAGCGCGCCUCUCUGUUGGAGAGAAGCAUCGCUGCGGCGCUCCACCAACGUUCCGUCCAAAAGAUUAUCUAACAUAAAUCAUGUAGCAGAUAAAACAUGAGCCAUUCACAAUAAUUAAAACAAAAUGUCAAUAAAACUGUAGGCUAUUACACCACUUUUUAUUAUUACCCCAUAUCAGUGACAAAUGAGUGAAUGGACAUGGUAGGCUACACACCAGUAAGCACGGACCGACGUCAACGUCUACUGGAUGUCUUUUUUUGGUUCUGUCCGGACUGGACGUCUUUUUUUGGUGCAGUCUGGACCGGCCUUGAGUUCCAUGUCCAUGGACGUUGGUUUUUAGUCUGGUCCGGACCGAAUCUGAACCAAUCGUAGACGUCUAUGUUUGGUUCAGAUUUUGUCUGGUCUAGACCAGCCUUGAUUUGGCCCAAACAUAGACGUCUAUAAAUUAAGUCUUUUCAACUUUCAUUCAGAACCGAAAAUUAACCUGAUUUCAACGUCUGGAAAAUACGUAUUUUUAGGCAAUUUUUUGGUCUCGCCAAGGGCGGCGGAAUGGCCAGGACCGGCCCUGGGAAUUCAGAUAAAAUGUAGGGGCGUGGAUCAGAAAACCAGUCAGUAUCUGUUCUGACCACCAUUUGCCUCAUGUAGCACGACACAUCUCCUUCGCAUAGAGUUGAUCAGGCUGUUGAUUGUGGCCUGUGGAAUGUUGUCCCACUCCUCUUCAAUGGUUGUGUGAAGUUGCUGGAUAUUGGCGGGAACUGGAACGCGCUUUCGUACAUGUCGAUCUUGUGCAUACCAAACAUGCUCAAUGGGUGACAUGUCUGGUGAGUAUGCAGGCCAUGGAAGAACUGACAUACUUUUCCAGCGUACCAGUGGCCAUCGAAGGUGAGUAUUUGCCAACUGAAGUCGGUUACGAUGCCGAACUGCAGUCAGGUCAAGACCUUGGCACAGAUGAGCUUCCCUGACACCGUUUCUGACAGUUUGUGUAGAAAUUAUUUGGUUGUGCAUACCCACAGUUUCAUCAGCUGUCUGGGUGGCUGGUCUCAGACAUCCCGCAGGUGAAGAAGACAGAUGUGGAGGUCCUGGGCUGGCAUGGUUACACGAGGUCUGUGGUUGGACACUGCCAAAUUCUCGAAAACAACGUUGGAGGCGGCUUAUAGUAGAGAAAUGAACAUUCAAGUCUCUGGGAACAGCUCUGGUGGACAUUCCUGCAGUCAGCAUGCCAAUUGCACGCUCUCAAAACUUGAGACAUCUGUGGCAUUGUGCUGUGUGAAAAAACGGCACAUUUUAGAGUGGCCUUUUAAUCAAAUCAAAUGUAUUGGUCACAUACACAUGGUUAGCAGAUGUUAUUGCGAGUGUAGCGAAAUGCUUGUGCUUCUAGUUCCGACAGUGCAGCAAUAUCUAGCAAGUAAUAUCUAACAGUUCCACAACAAAUACCUAAUACACACAAAUCUAAGUAAAGGAAUGGAAUAAGAAUAUAUAAAUAUAUGGAUGAGCAAUGUCAUUGUCAGAGUGGCAUAGGCUAAGAUGCAAUAGAUAGUAUAGAAUACAGUAUAUACAUAUGAGAUGGGUAAUGCUAUAUAAACAUUAAAGUGGGAUUAUUAAAGUGACUAGUGUUCCAUUUAUUAAAGUGGCUUUCUUCUGCACAGGACACCGUCAUCUCCCAUCCGCCACACACAGCCUGUCUGCCAGACGUUAGCUCAGUUGUGCCCCCUGCUAGUGAUGCUGUCUGGCAGACAGCCCCCUUCCUGUUAUACACCUGUCUGGACCGGGCUCUCCUCAUAUCGGAGAGGAGAGAGAGAUGAGAGAGAGAGAGAGAGGAGGAGAGAGAGGAGAGAGCGAGAGAGAGAGAGAGGAGCGAGAGGGAGAGAGAGAGAGAGAGAGAGAGAGAGAGAGAGAGGAGAGAAGAGAGAGAGAGAGAGAGAGUAAGAGAGGAGAGAGAGAGAGAGAGAGAGAGAGAGAGAGAGAGAGAGAGAGAGAGAGCAAGAGAGAGAGAGAGAGAGAGAGAGGAGAGAGAUAAGAGAGAUAUAGAGCAGGAGAGAUAUCGAGAGUAGAGUCUCAUACUAGAUAGAGAGAUAGAGCUCUCUAUAUCCUAUCUAUCUCUCACUAUCCCUCUCUCUCUCUCUCUCUCUUCUCUCUCUUCUCUCUCUUUCUCUCUCUUCUCUCUCUCUCUCUCUCUCUCUCUCUCUUCCAUCUCUCUCUCGCUCUAUCUCUCUCUCUCUCUCUCUCUCUCAUAGCAGAAAGUUGGUGUUGAUUUAUAGCCAUUGUUUUAAUGCCAUAUUGUCAUAUCAAUUUUAACAUUUUCAUUACAUUUACAAUUGAUUCAUUUAGCAGACGCUCUCGUCCAGAGCGACUUACAGUUAGUGAGGCCUAUAGGAGUGGUAGAUGCUGUAAGGCCUCAUAUUGCGCCCUCAGGGGUUAACAUGAUCAAGUUUAUUCCCUUUCCAUUGCUCCGUCGUCUAUCUACAAGCCCGGGUCAGGAGAGCCCCAGAGGAGGAUGGCAAAGGGAAGAAAAAGAAGGGCAAGAAGGACAAGAAGAACAAGGAGUCUAAAGCAGCCAAAAAGCCGAAGGAGAAGGGAGGCCGCCGCGGCAAAGACAAGGAGCCACGGACAGAAGCACCAACAACUCCACCACCGACCACUACCACACUACCACCGACCACUACCACAGAGGUGUACACAGAACCAGGUAAUUUAGUUACACACCACUCUAGUUAAAGGUCCAAUACAGACGUUUUCAUCUCAGUAUCAAAUCAUUUCUGGGUAACAAUUAAGUACCUUACUGUGAUUGUUUUCAAUUAAAAUGGUCACAAAGAAACAAAAACAGCUUCUUAGCAAAGAGCAAUUUCUCAAGCAAUAAUUUUGCUAGGACUGCCUGGGAGUGUUCUGAGUGGGGAGGGGAAACUGACAAUUAGGUGUUAUUGGCAGAGAGGUUUGGAACUCUUAUUGGUUUAUUAACUAAUUGGCAGGCCAAAACUCCAUCCAACCUAAACAGGCUGAUAUUUCAGGCAGUGUUUUUAAACAGCUCUUACGCUAAAAGUAAAUCGUAAUUUUCACAAUUUCACAGUAUUAUUCCAACCUCAUAGUGUGUAAAUACUGUAUAUAUAAAACACAGGAAAAUCACAUUUUUGACCGUACCGGUUCUUUAAGACAGACUAGAAUUGGUAAAUUAGAUAUGAAAUGCUUUGUAUUGUGUGAUUCGCUAAGUUGUUUGUAAGACUGUGCUCUCUGUUCCCUCUGAAGCUCCCACAGAACCUGACCCAUACCCAGACUUUCCCUAUUCAGACAGCGGUGAGUGCAGAUGUUAUCACAUAAUUUCUCUGAAGCUGGUGCCUCAGUGUUCUAAUACCAAUCAAAAUGUUGAUCUUAUUUUUACCAUUGAAAAGUAUAUGGAUUUUCUCCACAAUAAUAAUGUUACAUCUACUGACCCAUGUUCCUCUGAUAGAGGAUGAGUACUGGAACCCUGAUGAUGAUAAGCCAGCCACCCCAGAGACCGACUCAGAGGAUGAGUACUGGAACCCUGAUGAUGAUAAGCCAGCCACCCCAGAGACCGACUCAGAGGACGAGUACUGGAACCCUGAUGAUGAUAAGCCAGCCACCCCAGAGACCGACUCAGAGGACGAGUACUGGAACCCUGAUGAUGAUAAGCCAGCCACCCCAGAGACCGACUCAGAGGACGAGUACUGGAACCCUGAUGAUGAUAAGCCAGCCACCCCAGAGACCGACUCAGAGGACGACUACUGGAAAGGAAAGGAGGAGGAGCCUGCAGGCCCAGUGGUCGACCCAGAAGAUGACUAUUGGAAUGGAGAGGACCCGACGGCCACACCCCCCACUCUUGUGGUGGAUGGAGAGGUGGACACGGGAGAUGAAGACUACUGGGACGCUAAAUGUAUGUUUCACCCUCAGUUUCCUAAAAUAACUGACUGAAUGACUGACUGACUGAAUGGAUGGAUGAAUGAAUGGGACAAAGAAAUCAACACCUGUAAAAUGUAAUUUUGAAAUAACUUUAAUAGUCAUUUCCAAGUAGUUAGUAAAGUAUUUUACAUACUAGCUAUUAGUUUAUAUGUUUAUAACAGCACACGCUGAACAAUUUGGCCUUGUGCAUUUCUUCUCCAGCUCCUCUCUAUAUCAAACCCAAAAAUUAUGAUAUUUGCCACCUGGAGUCUUUAACCCAGGGUUUCCCAAACUCGGUCCUCGGGACCCCAAGGGGCGCACGUUUUGGUUUUUGCCCCAGCACUACACAGCUGAUUAAAAUAAUUAAACUAAUCAUCCAGCUUUGAUAAUUUGAAUCGGCUGUGUAGUAUUAGGGCAAAAAACUAAACGUGCGCCCCUUGGAGUCCAGAGGACCGAGUUUGAGAAAUGCUGCUUUAACCAAUGAGUCAGGUUUUCCACCUCAUAUGAUGGAAAGAUCAUCUCAUGUGAAGGUCUGUCAGUGACAUUCAUAGCAAAGCUCAGCUCAUCUGUACUUUGUGUGAUAGCUACAACAGGUUUUCAUUACGUUACUGUGUCCAUAUUUCCACUACUGUUUUACUCUACCAUUUCUCCAUAUUUCCACUCCUACAGUAUCUUACUCUCCAGUACCCCUCUAUUUCGCUCCAUUAUCACUCCAUCAUCUCUCUCCGUUCUCAUCCUCUAAUUUCUCUUCUUCCUCUCUACUCGUACUUCUUCAUCCGUCUCCUUCCUUCCUCACUCUCAUCUUCCUCUUUUAACUCACUCUCAUCUUCCUCUUUUAACUCACUCUCUUCAAUCUUGCUCUCUCAUUCUCUCAUUCUCUCACUCUUUCACUCUCUCAUUCUCUCACUCUUUCACUGUCUCAUUCUUUAAUUCUCUCACUCUUUCACUCUCUCAUUCUCUCUCACUCUCAUUCUCUCACUCUUUCAUUCUCUCAUUCUGUCUCAUUCUCUCAUUCUCUCUCAUUAUCUCACUCUGUAAUUCUCUCACACUCAGUCUCUCACUCUCAUUCUCUCAAUAUCUCACUCUCUCAAUCUCUUACUCUCUCAUUCUCGUAUUCUCUCAUUAUCUCAUUCUCUCUCAAUCUCUAACUCUCUCACUCUCUCCGUUCUCCAAUAACAGACGAGGUGCCCGAGAAUCUUCCUUUCCCUGACGGUAAAGAGGUCGUCCCCACAGAGAAAGAUGACUGGAGCUACGCUGUCACAGGUAACUUACAUAAUUAAAUCAAUCAAUGAAUCAAUCAAUACAUAAAUUGAUCUCACUCAAGCGGUCAGUCAGUCAUUCACAGAAAUUUGACCAUCACUGUAUUGGAAGAUUACUGUAUUACUGUAAUAUCAAGGCCUUUAGUUAAAUAGCUGUAGCUUCAGAGAACUUUGGAAAGCAUACAUAAAACCAAAGAGAGUCUCUCUGUGAUGUUGUUUAGUCAAAAGAGAAUAGUACUACCUGACAGGUUUCUGUGGUUUUGCCAGGGCAGUUAUGUCCCACUGGGCACAGACAUCAGUUCAAUGUCUAGUGGUCCUCUGUAGCUCAGCUGGUAGAGCACAGUGCUUGUAACGCCAGGGUAGUGGGUUCGAUCCUCGGGACCACCCAUACACAAAAAUGUAUGCACACAUGACUGUAAGUCGCUUUGGAUAAAAGUGUCUUCUAAAUGGCAUAUUUAUAUUAUAGUUUGGAUUUACAUUUGAAUGAGUUGUCAACUAACGUUAAUUCAACGUGAAAUCAAUAAAACAUUUAAUCCUGUCAUUGUAUUUAUAGUAGGUUAAAAGUUGGGUGAAAAAAAAGACAAACAUUCUAAAAAUGUCUUUAUGUUGAUGACUUUUUGCAAAUCCAAUCAGUUUUCCACGUUGAUUCAACGUCAUCACAUAUAAUUUUUUUGUUGAAAUGACGUGGAAACAACAUUGAUUCAACCAGUUUGUGCCCAGUGGGGUGGUACUGCUGAAUCAAUGCAGAAACAAUGUGCUACCCAGGCUACAGUAUACUAAGACUAUUCUAACGUUGUGUUUUCUCCGUCUGAUACAGAGGACUCUGUUACACCGCCACCCACCUAUGUAAGCCCAUGGUACGAGGAGUACGACUACGGAUAUAGUGGUGGACAGAGUAUGUACACAUGUACGCAUGCACACACGCACGCACACACAAUGAACUGUAACAUUAACCGUAGGCCUUGGCCAAAUCUCCAAUAUAAAUAUGUUUUUCAUUUCAAUGGGACCCUGCGGUGAAUUCAAGAUUAGAUAGACACAAUAAAGAAUUUGACCUUUACCACAGAGUCAAAGUAAUGGGCCUACACUCUCUCAUUCCCCACAAGAAUGAACAAGAGAAGUGUAUAAUUGUCAGACUGUUUCAAUUAUAUGGUCUGUUAUUUUCUUCAUAAGUUUGGGUUUAGCAAUACUUUGCCAGCUGAUGUUACAAACUGCCAAAUAAUAAGACCAAGUAACGGAAUAUAAAAACAGUCAGGACAAGAGAUUAUUAAACCCUUCUUCAAACACUAUCAUGUUUAUGGUUAUGUGGCAAACAUGAAGAAAAAGUUCAAGAAUGCUUUGUGUACACAUAUUAUGAUUGAUUAUCUGUCAGAUAGAAUAGGGAAUCAUGACAGCUGUUUGUUAUUCUAUCUGCAACGUUUUGAAUGUUUCACAUCACCCCACUGAAUAUACCCCACAGUAUUUACUGUUACGUGUAACGGGGAUGUUAGGUAAAUGGAUUCACCCUCGUCCCGAGUGGCGCAGUGGUCUAAGGCACUGCAUCGCAGUGCUAGCUGUGCCACUAGAGAUCCUGGUUUGUAUCCAGGCUCUGUCGUAGCCGGCCGCGACCGGGAGACGCAUGGGGCGGUGCACAAUUGGUCCAGGGUAGGGGAGGGAAUGGCCGGCAGGGAUGUAGCUCAGUUGGUAGAGCAUGGCGUUUGCAACGCCAGGGUUGUGGGUUCGAUUCCCACGGGGGGCCAGUAUGAAAAAUAAUGUAUGCACUCACUAACUGUAAGUCGCUCUGGAUAAGAGCAUCUGCUAAAUGACUAAAAAUGUAAAUGUAAUUCAUCCAUUAAAGUUUUUCACUCCUUUGUUUACCACAGCGAAAAAACAGGAGGAGGAGGAGGAGAGAGAGAGACAAAGGAAAGAAAAGGAGAGAGAGGAUAGAGGUAUGACGCACAGCAUGUUUUCAUUAUCAUCUGAAUGACUGUGAUCUGUCUGUCUGUCUGUCUGUCUGUCUGUCUGUCUGUCUGUCUGUCUGUCUGUCUGUCUGUCUGUCUGUCUGUCUGUCUGUCUGUCUGUCUGUCUGUCUGUCUGUCUGUCUGUCUGUCCGUCCGUCCGUCCGUCCGUCCGUCUAUCCUAGGCUUCACAUCAUACUGUAAUAUUUGACAUGACAUUUAUAUUUUGGUAAUUUAGCCGUAAGCCAAAAAUAUUUUUGGUAAUUCUUAUGCAGAGCGACUAACAAUCAGUGCAUUCAAUUAAGGUAGGUAAAACAACCACACAUUGCAACAAGUAAUACUUAGUAACACUGCAAUGCCAAACAUUGUACUGUCAAAGCUCCCAUCAGAUGAACAUAUGACCCACAGAUAGAACAUGUCAUGUUACUCACAGAUUCAUGUACUGGAGAUUUAUCAGUCCCACGUGGUUCACGGUUCCACUAAAAGCCCAAUAGAAAGAAAACACAGAUGUUAGUCUCUGCCUGGGCUUCACUUGCUAAGAUUUGCAGACAAGGGACAAAAGUUUAUUCUCUCCAGAACAGGACAAAUCUCAACCGUAGAAAUGUGUUGUAAAGGAAGUUAGGAAAGGAAGGCCUGGGGUAGAGUGAUAACUUGUACUGUUGCAUGGGAUAACUUUUUGAAUUAUUUAUGAGCUGGAGUGGAGCAGAGAAAGACGGAGAGAUGGGGCAACCAAGAGAGGUUACAGGACUAAAAGGAACGAUGGAGGAAAAGAGAAGAAAACAAGAUAAGGGAUAGAAACAGAGGAGCAUAUUAGAGAGGUGAGGGAGAAAGGGAGAGAUGAAGAUCUGAACAUUCAGGAUGAGAACCAACAGCUGUUGCCACAUGUUCCGGUCUCUUUCUGUACCUCCUGCACUGUGACGAGGUUAGAACCAUAGAACUGUAUAAUCAGAAUGUGGAACAUUGUCUAUGUGGGAUAUCCGUUGUGUGGGAUUAACCAGUCAAGGGAUGACAGAUAUACUGCGUUUUCAGUGUGGGAUAAUCUUUAGGGAUCCUUGAGGUUAAAAGUAAGGUUAACAAAGUGUCUGUGAUCAAAAUCACUCAACUGAAACAGUCAUAAAACAGGUGUGUGCAAGCGUGUACAGUGUGUCUGUCGGUCUCUCUGUGUCUGCCUGUCUGUCUGUCUGUCUGCCUCCUUAGGGAAUAUGCUGCGGCCUGUCUUAGAUUUACUGAAUGAAAGAAAAAUCAUGUGAAUUUAAUCAGCACAUUCCUGGAUUUGGAGAGAUAGAAAGGAACCCAGAGGCAUGUAGGUCCUCUGAGGCAUAAGUGCAUUUGGCCACACACAUAUGCAGGCAUACACAGGCACAUUUUCAUUUUAGUUAUUUAGUAGACGCUCUUAUCCAGAGAGACUUACAGGAGCAAUUACAGUUAAGUGCCUUGCUCAAGGGCACAUUGUCAGAUGUUUCAUGUAGUCGGCUCGGGAUUCGAAAAAGCAACCUUUCAGUUACUGGCCCAAUACUCUUAACGCACCCACACACCCACACACACAAACACACACACAAUCGAUUACUGGAAUGGUAUGUUAGUGAUUAACUAUGGGUGCUCUUUAACAGAGAGAGCUCAGCAGAGGAGGGAGGAGGAAGAUAGGGAAAAAGCCAAGAGACCACCUGUAUUCAAAGAGCCCAAAAGUAAGUCAACUACUACCAUCCAAUUAAAAGAAAUUACUUUAUAAUCUCCAUGUCAUCUUCAUAUUCACAAUCUUUGUAAUCUGAUUAGUAUAAUACUUCAAUUUAUUUGAGAUAAUCGGUUUCCAGAAACUAUUAGCAUACCUUGUGUUUUCCAGUGUGGUUAUUAAUGUUUGUGAAGUGUGUGUGACUGAGAUGUUUUCCCCUUGGUGGCAGAGUGUCCUCCACUGGGUAUGGAGUCUCACAGGAUAGAAUCAGACCAGCUGCUGGCCUCCUCCAUGUCUCACUACCGCUAUAGCCAGGGCAGGGCACGACUCAACAUGCAGGUCACCCUCAUCCUCAAACUGUAACCUUAACCCAUACACACUUACAUUAAGCCUCACACAUGAACCCCAACCCUAAGGGUAACCCUUCACACAUUCACCCUAACCCUAAGGGUAACUCUUCACACAUUCACCCUAACCCUAAGGGUAACCCCUCACACAUUCACCCUAACCCUAAAGGUAACUCUUCACACAUUCACCCUAACCCUAAGGGUAACCACUCACACAUUCACCCUAACCCUAAGGGUAACCCCUCACACAUUCACCCUAACCCUAAGGGUAACCCCUCACACAUUCACCCUAACCCUAAGGGUAACCCCUCACACAUUCACCCUAACCCUAAAGGUAACUCUUCACACAUUAACCCUAACCCUAAGGGUAAACCCUCAUCCCCUAAUCUCCAAAACUGUAUGGUUUCCAGGCUUCGGAGGAUGAGGAAGAGGACAUGCGUGGUGGGGCGUGGUGUCCUAACCAAGAGGACAAGAUUCACUGGUUUGAGAUCGACGCUCGCAGAGCAACAGAGUUUACUGGAAUCAUAACACAAGGACGAGACUCACGCAAUGAGUAAGACACACACGUAAGCGCAUGUUUUAUCUUCAUAGAUUUAAUAAAAUGGUGACAAAACUUUGUGUGUGUCUUUGUGUUCCAGGAGUGACUUUGUGACAUCAUACUAUGUGCAAUUCAGUAAUGACAGCAGAGAAUGGACAACCAUGAAUGACGGUUACUCUGACUGGGUGAGUCUGUUAGCCUCACAGCUACACUGUUUCAAAUUAUGCUUUGCUCCCAGGGUUCACUCUAAUCCUCUCUUUAUGGGGCGCAAAUGUUUACUGUGUCUGGCCAUUAAGUCCUAUAUUUGUCUCUCUCUCUCUCUCUCUCUCUCUCCCCCCAUCUCUUUACCUCUUACCUCCUCUCUCUCUCUUCUCCUAUCUCUCUCUUGCUCUCUCUCUUCCUCUCGCUCUCUCGCUCUCUUCUCCUCUCUCUCUCUCCAGUUGUUCUUUGGUAACUCUGAUAAGGACACCCCAGUGCUGAAUCAGUUAGCUGAGCCCAUACUAGCUCGCUACAUCAGAGUCAUCCCUAAGAGCUGGAACGGCAGUUGCUGUAUGAGGCUAGAGGUGCUGGGAUGCCCACUGCCUGGUGAGUCACACACACACACAAACACACUCACAAAAAAAACUCACACAAACACACUCACACAAACACACUCACAUAUGUCUCCUCAGACCCCACCAGUGCUUACCAAAGGCUGCAGAAUGAGGUGACUCCAGUCCAGUACCUGGACUUCAGACAUCACAACUACUCAGAUAUGGUCACGGUGAGAUGGAACACUCCCAGUUAAGGUCAUGAGUACCACCUGCAUGAACUGGAUUCAGGUCUAAUGUGACAAAUGACUUCAACACUGUCUUGACACUUUGAUGAUUGGUUAAAAUCAGAUGUGUUUGGCUGUAACAAAGUCCUGCACAGACUGUAGGUCUCCAGAACCAGGGUUGGUGACCUCUGCUUUCCACUAUGUCUCUACUAUAGCUGAUGAAGUCUGUGUCUGAGGAGUGUCCCAACAUCACCAGUAUGUACAGCCUGGGCCGCAGCUCCAAUGGACUAGACAUCGUGGCCAUGGUGAUAUCAGGCAACCCCACAGAACACGAGAUAGGUGGGAGGAAACAGAUACUGUGUCUUUCACAGAAAGCUCUGUACUUGUGUCCUCUUUAGCAUGGAAAGACUAUGACGAUCUGUGUUUUUCCCCCUUAGGUGAGCCAGAGUUCCGCUACACGGCUGGUCUCCAUGGAAACGAGGCGACAGGGCGGGAGAUGGUUCUUCUUCUGAUGCAGUACCUUUGUAAGGAGUACAAAGACGGCAACCCCAGAGUGCGCCGCCUGGUGGAGGGAAUACGUACCCACCUGGUGCCCUCGCUGAAUCCUGACGGACAGGAGAAGGCCCUCACAGCGGUUAGUACUGGGCAUUAUACAGCGAAAUACCACCUGUACCUCCUUACUCUUCCAGUGUGCAAAUGUCUUCUUCUUUAAAGAAAAAUAAAGUUAGGUGCCAGACAGUUUCUGAUUUCGCCAACUUGCUGUCGUUGUAGGCAAAUAUUGUUGCAUGCAGGAACAGUCUGGCACCCAUCUUUAUUUUUCUUAAGAGAAGAUAUUUGAAACAAGACAAGACACAUUCAAGCAAAUCCUAAGACGUUCUGUAAGGACAUUCUGUAGGGUUCUCUCCAUAACAUUGUGUCCCGUUGCCACCACAGGGUUCAGAGCUGAGUGGUUGGACCACAGGCCACUGGACGGAGGACGGCCAUGACAUCUUCCACAACUUCCCUGACCUGAACAGUGUUCUGUGGGAGGCAGAGGACAAGGGUAUGGUGCCCAAACUGACCCCCAAUCAUCAUGUCAAGAUCCCUGCAGACACAGUGGGGGACGACAAGGUGUGUGAAGGGAGGGAGGGGAUUGGGGGAGGGUGGGAGGGAAGGAAGGAGGGUAUGAAGACAGGAGAGGAGGGAGAAAAAGGAAGAAAAUACAUGUAGAUGGUGCGAAGAGCAGAGACUGUACAAGCAAGUCCUCUUUCUCUGUCUAUCACCUCAACAUGACAGCUGCUGUUUGUUCUUCUUGUCCUGCAGAUAGCUGUGGAGACUCAAGCCAUCAUCUCGUGGAUGGAGAGCCACCCGUUCGUACUGGGGGCCAACUUCCAGGGAGGGGAGAGGGUAGUGGCCUACCCCUAUGACAAUCACCGCCUAACCAAGACCGCCAGCGCCAGCGAGAGAGACAGGGCACACAGCCGCAAGAAGAGACAGUACGAGGCGCUUACCCUCUCUUUUCCUCCCUCUCUUUUCUUCCUCUCUCCCUCUCUUUUUCUCUCUCUCUCUCUCUCUUCCUGCACUCUUGCUCUUUUUGGCAGAGCAAUAAUGAAACCAAAUAAACAAUCAACUAAAUCUAAAUCAUUCUUCUAGGUACGAGGACGAGUAUGACAGAGGGACAGAUUGGGAUAGGGGCUACGACCGUGAGGAGCCAGAGGAAGAUGAUAGGAACAGGGGACACCAGGAGCCAGAAGAGGACCGGUGGAACAGGAGAUACCAGCAGCCAGAAGAGGACCGGUGGAACAGGGGACACCAGGAGCCAGAAGAGGACCGGUGGAACAGGGGACACCAGCAGCCAGAAGAGGACCGGCGGAACAGGGGAUACCAGCAGCCGGAAGAGGACCGGUGGAACAGGGGAUACCAGCAGCCGGAAGAGGACCAGUGGAACAGGGGAUACCAGGAGCCAGAGGAGGAGUGGAGGGGGCAUGGCUAUGGUCACAGGGAAGAGGAAGAGGAGGAUGACAGAGGGAGGGGGGAACAUCAGGACGCAGAGCCUGAGGAUGAACCCAGGGCCACGGCAGACGCCUCCUUUUUCAGGUGUGUAGCCUGAAGUUAACCACAGGUAUAGAAUCAGAUUACCCUAACUUGAAUCCCAAAACAUCUGACUGUGUGUGUGUGUGUGUGUGUUUGUGUGUGUGUGUGGCCAUCAGGUGGUUGGCCAUCUCCUACGCCUCCACUCACCUGUCGAUGACAUACACUUCCCACGGCUCCUGUCACGGCGAUGACAUCACUGGCGGCGUCGGAAUCAUCAACCGCGCCAAGUGGAAGCCCGUCACAGGAAGUGAGGACACAGUCAAACCGACAACAUCCCAUUUAAUUAAAUCAAAUCAAAUGUUAUUGGUCACAUACACGUGUUUAGCAGAUGUUAUUGCGGGUGUAGCGAAAUGCUUGUGCUUCUAGCUCCAACAGUGCAGUAAUAUCUAACAAUUUCACAACAUAUACCCAAUAUACACAAAUCUGAGUAAGGAAUGGAAUUAAGAAUAUAUAUGGACUAAGAUACAGUAGAAUAGUAUAGAACACAGUAUAUACAUAUGAGAUGAGUAAUACAAGAUAUGUAAACAUUAUUAAAGUGGCUAGUGUUCCAUUUAUUAAAGUGGCCAGUGAUUUCUAGUUUAUGUCUAUAGGCAGCAGCCUCUAAUGUGCUAGUGAUAGCUAUUUAACAGUCUGAUGGCCUUGAGAUAGAAGCUGUUUUUCAGUCUCUCUUUGAUGCACCUGUACUGACCUCGCCUUCUGGAUGAUAGUGGGGUGAACAGGCAGUGGCUCGGGUGGUUGAUGUCCUUUAUGAUAUUUUUGGCCGGGUAAUUUGCCCCCGGUAAUGCGUUGGGCAGACCGCACCACCCUCUGGAGAGCCCUGCGGUUGCGGGCGGUGCAGUUACCAUACCAGGCGGUGAUACAGCCCAACAGGAUGCUCUCAAUUGUGCAUCUGAAAACGUUUGUGAGGGUUUUAGGUGCCAAGCAACAUUUCUUCAGCCUCCUGAGGUUGAAGAGGCUCAGUUCCACCUUCUUCACCACGCUGUCUGUAUGGGUGGACCAUUUCAGUUUGUCAGUGAUGUGUACGCCAAGGAACCUUAAGCUUUCCACCUUCUCCACUGCAGUCCCGUCGAUGUGGAUAGGGGGGUGCUCCCUCUGCUGUUUCCUGAAGUCCACGAUCAUCUCCUUUGUUUUGUUGAUGUUGAGUGAGAGGUUAUUUUCCUGGCACCACACUCCCAGAGCCCUCACCUCCUCUCGUCAUUGUUGGUAAUCAAGCCUACUACUGUUAUGUCGUCUGCAAACUUGAUGAUUGUGUUGGAGGCGUGCUUGGCCACGCAGUCAUGGGUAAACAGGGAGUACAGGAGGGGGCUGAGUAUGCACCCUUGUGGGGCCCCAGUGUUGAGGAUCAGCGAAGUGGAGGUGUUUCCUACCUUCACCACCUGGGGGCGGCCCAUCAGGAAGUCCAGGACCCAGUUGCACAGGCCGGGGUUCAGACCCAGGACCUCGAGCUUAAUGAUGAGCUUGGAGGGUACUAUGGUGUUGAAUGCUGAGCUAUAGUCAAUGAACAGCAUUCUUACAUAGGUAAUCCUCUUGUCCAGAUGGGAUAGGGCAGAGUGAUGGCGAUUGCAUCGUCUGUGGAUCUAUUGGGGCGGUAAGCAAAUUGAAGUGGGUCUAGGGUGGCAGGUAAGGUAGAGGUGAUAUGAUCCUUGACUAGUCUCUCAAAGCACUUCAUGAUGACAGAGGUAAGUGCUACGGGGCGAUAGUCAUUUAGUUCAGUGACCUUUGCUUUCUUGGGUACAGGGAGCAAUUUGUUAUGAUAGUCGACAUUAGUCGACAUUACAUUCAGUAGUUCAACUGUGUAAUGAAACAGUCAGUCAUCAGAGUAAAGUACCCACUUUUGAGGAUAACGCCACUCUCUGGUGGCCAAUAAUUUGCAUUGCAGACUGUCAUUACCUUUCUCUGUCUUUCCCUCAUCCCUUUCUCCUUCCAUCCCUCUUUCCAUCCCUCCCUCCACUUCCUCCCUUCCUAUCUCUCCCUCCUCCGUCCUCAGGUAUGAAUGACUUCAGCUACCUGCACACUAACUGUCUGGAGCUGUCAGUGUUCCUGGGCUGUGAUAAGUUCCCCCAUCAGAGUGAGCUGGUCAUCGAGUGGGAGAAGAACAGAGAGGCUAUGCUCACCUUCAUGGAGCAGGUAAUCACACACACACGUACGCACACACACCAACGCACAAUUUACCAAACACACCCAGUCAUGGAGUGGCUGUAUAGUGACCGUGAUCUUUUGACCCCUGAUUUUCACCUUACCUAGGUGCAUCGUGGGAUCAGGGGCGUGGUGAAAGACAAAGAGGGGAACCCCAUCGCUAAUGCCACAGUGUCUGUAGAGGGGGUCAACCAUGAUGUCACUACAGGUGGGUACAGUGUCUGUAGAGGGGGUCAACCAUGAUGUCACUACAGGUGGGUACAGUGUCUGUAGAGGGGGUCAACCAUGAUGUCACUACAAGUGGGUACAGUGUCUAUAGAGGGGUCAACCAUGAUGUCACUACAGGUGGGUACAGUGUCUGUAAAGGGGGUCAACCAUGAUGUCACUACAGGUGGGUACAGUGUCUGUAGAGGGGGUCAACCAUGAUGUCACUACAGAUGGGUACAGUGUCUAUAGAGGGGUCAACCAUGAUGUCACUACAGGUGGGUACAGUGUCUGUAAAGGGGGUCAACCAUAAUUGUCACUACAGGGGGGUACACUGUCUGCAGAGGGGGUCAACCAUGAUGUCACUACAGGUGGGUACAGUGUCUGCAGAGGGAGUCAACCAUGUCACUACAGGUGGGUACAGUGUCUGUAGAGGGGGUCAACCAUGAUGUCACUACAGCUGGCUGCCAUGCACCAUACUGCCCUCUGCAUGACCGCUCAACAAAUCAGUGUUGCCAUUUUGGCAGAUUCAUGAAACUUCAGGUGAUAAGAGCACUGUUGGUAACAGCCUGCUGUCCCUCCCCCCCUGAACAAACCAACAGUACUCCAGGAGCCUGCUAUCCUCAUUGAGUGUGCGGUCUAACCCAUCUCCUCUCUUCUCCCUCCACAGCUGUAACAGGGGACUACUGGCGCUUGUUGAACCCAGGUGAGUACCGUGUGACAGUGCGGGCAGAAGGCUUCACCCCCCUGACCAAGCUGUGUGUGGUGGGUUACGAGCCAGGGGCAACUACCUGCAGCUUUAACCUGGCCAAGUCCAACUGGGACCGCAUCAAACAGGUGGGGACUGUUACACCUACAAUUAUAAUAAGGUUACCUAUUAGCCCUUUGAGAGCCAAUAAGGCAUUAUAUAAAUGCUAUUUAUUCAUCACCAGAUCAUGGCCCUGCACGGCAACAAGCCCAUCCGCCUGCUCAGCCACGGCGGAACACGACGGAACACAGCCUCGAACGGUAACAGCCGUGUGUUGCAUAACAACGGCGCUGCCGCCAUUGAUCCUGAGAAGAGUCGCAUGCGCCAGCAAAAGCAGAGGCUCGCCCGCCUCCGUCGUCUACGACAACAGAAACUGAUGAGAUCGACAACGACUUUGCCCCCGACAACCACGCCGGUUCCCACGACAACAGAGGCGGAGCCCACCACUGCCUGGUACGACUCGUGGCUCAUAGGAGAGGGGCAAACAUCAGCGCCAGAAGGUUUCACAGACUCCAUCUUGGAUUACAACUACGAGUACAAGAUCGACGAUUACUAA
Messenger RNA from Coregonus sp. 'balchen', 19482 nucleotides. The record is from the annotation of a GenBank genome assembly. NCBI's taxonomy places the organism in Eukaryota, Metazoa, Chordata, Actinopteri, Salmoniformes, Salmonidae.